This is a messenger RNA of Fusarium falciforme, 1857 nucleotides long. RefSeq lists its product as hypothetical. The record is from RefSeq and is a predicted model, not a curated record. Gene Ontology annotation, biological process: transmembrane transport. Lineage: Eukaryota; Fungi; Ascomycota; Sordariomycetes; Hypocreales; Nectriaceae. The coding region runs from base 1 to 1857 and encodes 618 amino acids. Gene Ontology annotation, molecular function: purine nucleobase transmembrane transporter activity. The transcript is spliced from 9 exons. Gene Ontology annotation, cellular component: plasma membrane.
AUGGCCUCCUCUCCUCCCCCUCACGGCAUGAUGGACGCCAACCGCGAUCAAGGCGCACCCUCGUCGUCUCGCUUCUGCGGUGCCCGCGAUCUUCUCAACAAGGUCGACGGCUACAUCAGUUCCUCUCUUCUGGGCUACUUCUUUCGUCUCUCUGGAAGCGGUCACCCCGACGAGAUCGCUGGGUCUACCUUUUUUCGAGAGAUUCGCGCUGGUUUGACUACUUUUGCGACCAUGGCAUACAUCAUUGCCGUCAACGCUGCGCUUCUUUCUCAGACUGGCGGUACUUGCGUCUGCGACUUGACCGACAGACAGGCCUGUGACAAGAUUGACGAAUACGUCGCCUGCAAGGAAGAUGUUCGACGAGACCUUGUCACCGCUACCGCCGCCGUCGCUGGAAUGGCAAGCUUCAUGUUUGGCCUCCUCACAAGCCUCCCCGUCGCCAUCGCCCCCGGAAUGGGUCUCAACGCCUACUUCACCUUCCAAGUUGUGGGCUACAAUGCCAGCGGCCCCAUCCCCUACCGUCUCGCCCUCACCGCCGUCUUUGUCGAAGGUCUCAUCUUUGUCUUCCUCGCCCUCACAGGCAUGCGACAGUGGCUCGUCAAGCUUAUACCCGCCACUAUCAAGACUGCUACCGGUGUCGGUAUCGGCUUCUUCCUCACGGAGAUUGGUCUCUCGUACUCGGCGGGUAUUGGUGCCAUCACUGGUGGCUGGACAGCUACGCCGUUGGUUCUGGGUGGUUGUCCUGUCGAGAUGAUUGAUGAGGUGACGGGCAUGUGUGCUGGGGGUCAAAUGUCCAGCCCCAAGCUCUGGGUCGCCGUCUUCUGCGGUGGCAUCGUCACCGCGUUUCUCAUGGCCUUCCGCAUCAAGUAUGCCCUCAUCAUGGGCAUCGCCCUCGUCUCCAUGCUCUCGUGGCCCCGCAACACCCCCAUCACCUACUUCCCUCACUCCCCCGAGGGCGACUCCCGCUUUGACUUUUUCAAGCAAAUCGUCGUGUUCCACCCCAUGGAAAAGACAUUCAACAAGCUCGACUGGGCCUUUGAAGCUCCGGCCUCGCAGUUCGCUCUCGCUCUGUUCACAUUCCUCUACGUUGACAUCAUCGAUGCCACUGCGACUCUCUACUCUAUGGUCCGUUUCUGCGGCGUCGUGAGGGACAGUGACGGAGACUUUCCUCGUUCCACCAUCGCCUACUGCACUGAUGCUGCCUUUAUCUCUAUCAGUGCCUUGUUUGGGAGUUCCCCUGUCACGGCCUUCAUUGAGAGUGGUGCCGGGAUCGCAGAGGGCGGGAGAACAGGACUGACUGCCAUGGUCACUGGGCUUUGCUUCAUCGUCUCGGUGUUCCUAGCCCCCAUCUUUGCGUCUGUUCCCCCAUGGGCCACUGGCUGUACCCUCAUCUUGGUCGGCUGCAUGAUGAUCCGCCAAAUCACCCAGAUCAACUGGCGAUACAUCGGCGACGUCCUCCCCUCGUUUGUUGUCAUGACCUUUAUCCCAUUCAGCUACAGCGUCGCUUACGGUCUCAUCGCCGGUGUCUUUGUCUAUACCGUCCUCAACGGUCUCAUUGCCAUCGUCGUCUUCCUCUCCCGCGGCCAGCUCGAGCCCCGCGAGUACGAUCUCAAGGAGUACUGGACCUGGAAGGGAUCCGGCCGCGCCCCCUGGUUCGUCCGCGCCAUCCGCCGUCGUGUCAGCGAUGAUGACAGCGACGACGACGAUGACGGCCGUCAAAGCCGAUCCGACGUUGCCAUGGACUACAUCGACCGUCCUGGUCACAGCAGCUCUGAGACCGCCGUCUCCUCUGGCAAGGGAGAUACCGUCACCAAGGCUGGACGUCCCGCUUCUCCUCCUGGCCACUGGGUGAACUAG